CCCCGGCGACGCCGCACAAGAGGAUGAAGAAGCGCAAGGAGCUGAACGCGCUUAUCGGCCUGGCCGGCGACGGGCGGCGCCCCAAGGCGCCCAACAAGGGCUCGGGACAUCGUCUGCUGCGCACCGAGCCACCCGCCUCCGACUCGCGCUCACGCUCCGACUCCAGCUCCGACGGCGACGACGGCUUCGGGCCCGCGGCCGCCCGCUUCCGCCUCGCCAAGGGAGAAUACCUACGAUGCUGCAAGUUCUGUUAUCCACUAUGUGCUUUUGUCAUUCUGGCUGCUUGUGUGGUAGCUUGCGUUGGCUUAGUGUGGAUGCAGGUUGCCCUUAAGGAAGAUCUGGAUGCUCUAAAGGAAAAGUUUCGAACUAUGGAGUCUAAUCAAAAAUCAUCAUUCCAAGAGAUUCCUAAAUUAAAUGAAGAUCUGCUUGAUAAGCAAAAGCAGCUAGAACAAAUCGAGACUGGAGACAUGGGGCUAAACAAGAUUUGGACAAAUAUUACCGAAAUCAAUAAACAGAUCUUGUUGUUGACUUCAGCAGUAAAUCACCUCAAAGCCAAUAUCAAGUCUGCUGCUGAUUUGAUUAACCUUCCUGUCACAGUAGAAGAACUUCAGAAGAGCGUAGCUACCAUAGGUAGCACCUUAACCAGCGUUCAUCAUGAUGUUGAGACUAUGCAGGCUGCAGUUGAAGAACACAGGAAAAACAUAGAAACACUCCAAAACAAUAUGAAUAAAUACACAAAAGAGAAUGGAGAAAAACAACAGAAGUCUUCACUUUCUUCCACUGUCACACCAAGAAUAAACGAUAGAAAUCAGACUGGGAAGUGCAAGCAGGAUAACCAAUACCUGCAUACCACUUUAGAGGAGAUAAAUACCACCCUAGUGGUGUACCAGAAGCAGAACGACCUAAAGUUUCUUAAUGUGGAUUCAGCAAUCAGUAAUCUAACUCAAAGGGUUGCGUUGUUAGAAAACUACCUGGAUGCUGCAAAUAAACUGGAAAAGAGAGAGAAUUCAUCCAUCAGUUCGGUGGAUGAUGCAGCUACCUUUCCUAAAGUAGAAAAUGAAGUUCAGUCAGCAAAUGGAACGGAUUCAGAUAAAGCACAGAAUGCAAAGGAAACAGAAACUCAGGUUUCGAUACCUGAAAAUCUGAGAGAGAAGCUUCAGCUGAUCAACGCUCUAACAAGCAAACCAGAAAGCGAGAAGCCUCUUGGGGCAUCAGUGAAUGUGGGAAAAGCUCAGACUCCAUCAGAUCCUACAGAUCCUCCCAGACUUUCAUCGAGAUCAGUUGGUGGCAACAUGGAAGAAAAUGGACAGGCAAGGCUCUUAUCAUUACCAGGAAUUUCCAGCAUAAAAGAUCUUCUGGAUUCGUUUAAAAAGCUGGAUCGCGACUCGGAUGGAAAGCUAACCUAUGAUGAUCUUCAAAGUCUGGUUGGCUCUGCAAUACAAGAGUUGCAGAGCUUUAAGGAAUUUGAUACAGAUGGGGAUGAAAAAUACUCAUUACCAGAACUGAGAUUAGCUUUAGGUGUAUAGCCUACAUAUAUUUAAAAAUGCAGUAUUGGUGGACUUGCUGUAGCUUUUGAAAACGGAUAAGCAAAAGCUACAUCUGCACUUUUCUCGGUGUUCUACUAAUCUUUGGCGCUAACUUAGUGUACACAUUGCCACCUUUUUAAUUUGCAAUCUUUUAAGGUAUUUAAAAACUUGAAAAAGGUUAUCUAUGGCAUAAUGGCUGGUAGGGACUUCCUUAAAAAAUCCAGAAAGAUCCCAAACUACACUAGGAACUGCUGCCUGACUUCAUCUUUCCCUUCUUUAAAAGGGAGUUUUUGUCUUUAAAUUAGAACUUGUGUACAGAUAGACAAACCCAUGUUUUAUAUUUCACAUAAAUUUGCCUUAAAUGAGAGAGCUGCAUUUUAUAUGGAGCGGGAAGAAAUCUGUCUUAAAGAUGGGCUUUUUCUGCUUGUAAAUAUUUGAAAUGGAAUAAAUUAUGCAUAUUUUAGGGGAA
Molecule: messenger RNA, 1995 nt
Organism: Gavialis gangeticus (Gharial)
Lineage: Eukaryota; Metazoa; Chordata; Crocodylia; Gavialidae
Gene: EFCAB14
Product: EF-hand calcium binding domain 14
Exons: 11
Coding region: 24-1526 (500 amino acids)
Molecular function (GO): calcium ion binding
Source: RefSeq, a predicted model, not a curated record